AUGGAAUUGGCACGUAGUUUACCAGCACUUGUGGAAGAACUCCGAGCUCUUCGCAACGACAUGACCCGCAAGUCGGAACUCUACGACUCGCUCCUCCGAACGUCCUCCUCCUCCUCCUCGUCUUCCUCAUCCACUUCCUCCGACCCCCUACGACGAUCGACAACGUCGGACGGUCUCAAUUCCUCGUCCAACCACGACCACGACCACCUCUUCCCGCCGUCUAUCCCCACGCCCUUUUUGCACCGACCAGCGCGAGGCACAUCCGCACUAAAGCACCAUUCGCACUCGCACUCGUCCUGGUCCUCCUCCUCGAAACACUUGGACUCGUACACGGUCAUCUACGUCAGUGGCGACUGCGGCAUUGCGCUGCGCAAUUACGCCAAGCGGGACACGAAAGUCGGGGCCCAGAUCGCCAUGCUGCAUCAUGCCGACGGCGUGACCACCGGCAUGAGCAAGUGCCGCUUAGGGGAUCAGUUGAUGAAGAUCAACAACGAGAGCGUGACCACGUGGCCGUUCGCCGAGAUCGUCGAGACGCUCGAGAUUGCGCGGCGACCGAUUUCACUGACGUUCCGGACGAACGCCAGCGUCCAGACGUCACCUCGAGCGUCGACCGCCACCUCCUCCUCUUUUGCACCUUCCUCCUCCUCUUCCUCCUCGUCGAUGCGGUUCUCCGCGUCGUUGCCACUUCGCAAGUCCAAGUCGCACUCGGAGGCGGAGGAUGCAGCCGCAGUCGCUCGCAAAGCACCGACAUCCUCAUUUUUUUCACGGUCGCGGGUGCUCAAGGCGUCGACUAAGGAGAAGAACGAGCAGAGGAUGCGGGACGGGGGCGUGAUGGACGACAAGCGUCAGAGCUGCAGUCAAAUCGACCGGUUGAAGGACGCUGAAGACGACGACGGGAUGAGCCGGCAGCGGUCAGCUAGUCACGAUACGUUGCAGUCCGUGGGUGGUGGUACCACGACGACGUCGAUGCUGUCGGAGGACGUGGAAACGUGGUGUCGAGAGCAGGAGGAGAUGCACAGUGACAUUAUCAUGCUCUUGACUGAGACCGUGAUGCGGUGCGAGCGACUGCAGCAGGAGAACUUGGACCAGCUGCAGAACCUCAUGCAACUCUCGGUCAGCAGUUCCUGUAGUCUGAGCGAUCGAAGCAGCGCGGCGUCGUCCUAUGCCGGAGCUGAGAAAAGUGGCAGCGGAGGCGACAAGUAUCUGGAGUUUCUAGACGGCUAUGCAGCUGGACCGGUAGCAGCGACGAGUCCGACCUCAUCGUCGCCAAGAGCUUGA
Molecule: messenger RNA, 1278 nt
Organism: Peronospora matthiolae
Lineage: Eukaryota; Oomycota; Peronosporomycetes; Peronosporales; Peronosporaceae
Source: the annotation of a GenBank genome assembly